AUGCGCGAGUACAUUCGCCGCCUUGCCGAGCUUUAUGUUUGGACUCGUGCUGGCAAGCCGGCCGAUCAAGACAGCUGGGGGCCGUACUUAGUCCAUCUAAGAGAUACCCAGAUGGUGGUACAGGAGUUUCUCGACACGGAGCCCUUCGCCGGCACCGGCUCAGAAAGAUACGCCCCUUUCCCUUCCCUCGAGAACUACUUGAGUAAAACUAUAAGAACUCUUCGUCAACUCGACAUUCUUAAGAAGUUUGUUCGGUCGCCGCGUUCUCCCCAGCUUUUUUCUUUGCCCUUCAACAUCUUGAAGCAACCAUCAAUCUCCACAAAGAGUAUUGUGAUCCCUCAAACAGCCAGUCAUUGGGAGGACGUCCUCGAUCGUGCUGCGGGGAUUUAA
Aspergillus chevalieri is the source of this 390-nucleotide messenger RNA. RefSeq lists its product as uncharacterized. Bases 1 to 390 code for a protein of 129 amino acids. NCBI's taxonomy places the organism in Eukaryota, Fungi, Ascomycota, Eurotiomycetes, Eurotiales, Aspergillaceae. The record is from RefSeq and is a predicted model, not a curated record. The transcript has a single exon.